Dicentrarchus labrax (European seabass) is the source of this 4252-nucleotide messenger RNA. RefSeq names its product CUE domain containing 1b (gene cuedc1b). The record is from RefSeq and is a predicted model, not a curated record. The transcript is spliced from 11 exons. Gene Ontology annotation, molecular function: ubiquitin binding. Bases 538 to 1725 code for a protein of 395 amino acids. Lineage: Eukaryota; Metazoa; Chordata; Actinopteri; Moronidae.
ACAUCCGGUCUCGGCUGUAUUUCAAUGCACAGCCCUGUGCUGAGUGGAGGGACGGUAUCUCUGUGGUUCCCAUUACAAUGCCAACAUCCACCGUCCCGCUGCUCCGCUUUACUUCCUCUCGACACUUGAGCCCACGGAGGAUAUUACCCGUUCCACUGGACUCCGUUUGCCCCUCUCAGUGCUGAUGACUGUGAUGUAGCUAUGCAUGUUCCCUGGCUUUUGUCUAUAAGCUCUACCUGGUGACAGGACUUUGGACGUUUAACAUCUGUCACCAGCUGCUCCAGUGUCUGCGCACCCUGUAAUACAGUCCACCAUGCUGGAUGCAGCUGUAUAACAAGUAGCAUUGGGAAGGGAAACUCUAGUUUUUCUAAUCUCCCAUCAGUAGACUAUUAUGUUUGUGUUAGAAUGAGAAACUGAGUGGGGGAAAAAGUGGAAAACAAGUAACACUGAAGGGGCCGAAGUGCUUGUGUCAGUGGCAGAAAAGAAGAGCCAUCCUAUCAAUAGGUUGGCCGCACCUGAGGCAGCCAGGCCCUGAGGAUGACUAGUCUGUUUAGGCGCAGCAGCAGCAAUGGAGGCUCCAGAAGCAGUGGAAGUGGCAGCGGCGGGAGUGGGCAGCUCAACAACAGCAGGCCCAACCGGCAGGUCAGACGCCUGGAGUUCAACCAGGCCAUGGAGGACUUCAAGACCAUGUUCCCCUCUAUGGACUAUGAGGUGAUCGAGUGUGUGCUGCGCUCCAACAACGGAGCUGUGGACGCUACCAUCGACCAGCUGCUCCAGAUGAGCAUUGACGGACAGGGCUCGGAUGACAGCUCAGACUCAGAUGACAGCAUCCCACCAGAGAUUCUGGAGCGAACACUUGAACCUGACAGUUCAGAUGAGGAACCACCUCCAGUCUACUCUCCACCAGCAUAUGAUAUGCACAUUUAUGACAGGAAAUACCCUGAAGCCCCACCAACACCCCCACCAAGAUUUGAAGCAGAGCCUCCUCCAGGUCACCAGCAGGUCAGAAGCUACCGGAACUGGAACCCUCCUUUGCUUGGAAAUCUCCCAGACGAUUUUCUGCGGAUCCUGCCACAGCAGUUAGACAGUAUAAAGCAGACCUCUCAGAGCAGUGUAUCCCAACCUUCAUCGUCAUCCUCCUCCUCUUCAAUAAGCCAGUGGACAGCCCAGUCUGGCUCUCGGCCUGAAGCUGCAGGGACCACUGGAGAUCCAGGUUUGACAACAGGAGCUACGGAGCAAGACAAGAAACUGAAGCAGUAUCUGGAAGACGAGCGCAUCGCCCUGUUCCUGCAGAACGAGGAGUUCAUGAGAGAGCUGCAGCGCAACCGCGAGUUCCUCAUCGCCUUAGAGAGAGAUCGCUUGAAGUAUGAAUCAAAGAAAUCAAAGUCCAAUCAUUCAUCUAGCAUGGAGAAUUCCACAGGAGAGCAGUACUCUGCAGCUUCACUGGAGGCCGUCUCAGAUGAUGCCCUAUUCAGAGACAAACUCAAACACAUGGGCAAAUCAACGAGAAAGAAACUGUUUGAAAUUGCCAGAACAUUCUCAGAGAAGACAAGGAGGAGGAAGUCAAAAAGGAGGAUGCUCCUGAAGCAUCAUUCACUGGGCGCAGCCAACUCAACAGCGAAUCUUCUCGACGAUGUAGAGGGAAACCCCUGUGAGGAAGAUGGUCAGCCUAGAAGAGCAAACACUCAGGAAGAGAAUGAACAACGCAAUGAGCCAACAUCAUGAUCCUCCAAUGUUGCACCAUAUCAGGGUUACCAUGGCGACGACAGCAUGACCCAUGGGUGGUGGCCUUGGAGCUCUUCCUGUCCCCACCUGCUCACCCUCACCCUAAUCCAAACCAGCCAAUGUAAGGCUCAGCAAUGAGCUGAGACUCCCCCACCCCCUCCCUUCCUUCCCAGGGAGAGGAACUGGACUCUUCCUAGCACUGGGCUAACUGUUUGUAAAUGCAUUCUCUGUAUUAUAACACUUUGUUGAUAUAUAAUUUUAAAUGUAAAGGAAAAUGCAUUAGUCCUUACCAGUAUUUGUUAACUGCUUCCUUUAAUCCACGGAGAGGAACACUAGCACAGUAUAUGAACCUUUGUUACUUUUCCAGUCCUGUACAGUAGCAGACUGUGUGUCUGAUCGGGGUCCCUCAGGCUGGGCAUUUCAAAUCCAAAGUGUGCACAUGCCCCUUUAUAUACACUAAACCAUGUAGAGCUUUUUUACCAUGUUUUCUUAAUCAGAUUGUAAUAUUUAGCUGUUUUUGAACAUCAGAGGUUAUGUAACUGAAAUUCUUACGUGUCGAGUAUUGUGGCCAUUAAAGCAAACGUCAACACUCCUCCGCGGCCAUAAUGAUCAGUCGAUCACAGUUUAGUAGUUUGGUUUGUAUGGCGAGAUGAAAACGUGUCAUUCAAUCAGAUGUAGCACCACUAACGGCAGAGUUGCACAGGUAAAAGUACAUUAAGGACAUUGAACUCAAGUCAACUUUAUAUAGCACCUUUCAUACAAAGUGCUUCACAGCGCAAGAUUAAGAUUAAAACACAUGGUUAAAACAAUUAUAGACAAAAAUGAAUACAAAGACAAAAAUAUAAAAACACAGCAAUAAAACAAUUGAAUAUAACAACAAAUAACCACAAGACUUAAAACCUGCAACAGAAAAAACAAUAAAAUAUUUAAAAUAAAUCAAAGUCCAGUAAAUAAAGAUAAGGGAUAAAAAGUAUGAAAAACCAAUGAUAACUAAGGCUACGAGGAACUUUAAACAUACAAUAUGUAAUUUCUGCUGCUGGGGGGGGAAACCAUAACAAAAGACGAAGUUUGAUGACAUCGUGAAGUAGCGUGGAAUCAUGGUAGUUGUUGUCAUUGCAGUCAGCUUCUCCCGGUUAGGAUUCCUUCAGUGUUCAUCGUUCAGGAGGUUUCUAUAUGUAUCACGAUACAGGGGUUACGAUUCAAUAUAUUGCAAUACUGAAAAUCUAACUUUAGGAACACUAUCAUAGUAUAAAGAAGACACCACAAUAUCCAUAAAAUGGAAAAGUCUGCAUUUGUAUUUAUAUAACAUUCAACAUCAUAGCCCUCAGUUUACAUUUACAACACUGCUAUCCAGCUGUUGGGGGUUUAAACACAAAAUUCUUGAGUUUUUUUAAGAAUUAAUACAAUGUCACAAAAUAAAAUAUUGCAAUAUAUUUUUCUAUAUUUUCUUACAGCCAUAGUCAUUACUGUAAUUUUUCUAGAAUAGCAUUGUUCUCACCUCGCCUUUGAACCAAACUAGGAGUGUGAAUCCACCGCUCUAGACAUGCUUGAAUUAAGCGUGCCCAUAGAGCUUCAUUCACUGCUUCACUAGAAACUUUGCUAACAUUCUGCCAGGUUUCCAGAAUUCCCACAUUAAAGCUGCAGUAGGUAACUUUUAGAAAAAUACCUUUCGCCAUAUUUGCUUUGCUUACUUUUACUAUAUCCUAUAAAGACACUUAGGGUUGGAGGUUUGAGGACCGUUGAUUGUUGAGUCUUUGUGUCUUUAUAUCUUUCUCUGCUCUGAGUGGUUGUUUUUGGUCAGUCCCAGUGGAUUCUUGCAAAUACCAUUAAGAGCACUAGGAGGAGCCAGAGGAACCUGAUUUUUUAUUUUUUAUUUUUUAUUUUUUCAGAUUAUCUGUCUCAUAUACUGUUGUCAGGAUAUAAUGAAGGUUUUAGCAAAUGUGAGAAAAUAAAUAUUUUUAUAAAAAAUUACCUACUGCAACUUUAAACCUAAUCUAUAUUUUUGCAAGACAUUAUGGGAAUAAGAAAUAUCGCAGCGACUACAUUGCCAUAUCUCACUGUUCCUGUAGUCUUUGAGUAAAUGAUGUCUUUGUUGAUCUCAUCUCCCUGAGUGAAGGGGAACACAUUUCUAAAUGCCAGUGUUAAUACAGCAAACAAUGGCAUCAUGUUCAGAUGUAGGAGAAUACAUUUUGUGAUCUAAACGUCUGUUUUAGAGGAUAAAGCAUCUGAAACAUGAUUGGAUGAUUAUACUGUUAUAGGAUGCCAUUGGAAGUGAAGUCUGACGUUGAAAACACAAGAAAUGCCUGUGAGGUUUUCAUCCAUCCCUUUCUACUGCUCUUUCCAUUUGUAUGUGUAGAUGUGAAACUAGCAUGGAGUAAAGAUGUAGUCAAAGUCUGAUGUAGCCUGUGUGAACAGAAGGUGUUUGAGGAGGUACACAAAAAAAAUGCGUGCUGUGGAUAUAAGAAAACUGCCUUUUUAAGGUAGAGAUUUUCAACAAAUUAAAUGGAUUAACUUUCAAUCUAUGAAA